This is a messenger RNA of Mucor velutinosus, 771 nucleotides long. RefSeq lists its product as uncharacterized. Bases 1 to 771 code for a protein of 256 amino acids. Lineage: Eukaryota; Fungi; Mucoromycota; Mucoromycetes; Mucorales; Mucoraceae. The record is from RefSeq and is a predicted model, not a curated record. The transcript has a single exon.
AUGGAGCAAAGAUUUAGCAUCCUCAACAACUUCAUCAAGAGGAGCAAUAUCUGGAGCCUAUUCCAAGAAUGCAAGCUCACUUUUGUUGGCUGCUUUAUGCUCUCCAAUCAAUAUUAUUUGCAACUUGUUGAUUACAAGGUCGCACAGCAUCUUAAGCAAGCAAAGUCUGUCCAGGAGAAACUGGUUGGAGUCGAUACCCAGGCCUAUGAUGCUGAAGAACGAAUGGCUAAGGCGCCAAGUAAGGACAUCAAAGGUAAGUGUCAAGCAUAUACAGCCAUGACAAAGGAGUUGAAGCAGUUGGGGCUAACAAGAAUGGCGGCUGGUAUCAAGUCGAGGGCUUACAAAAGGAAGAGCAAGAAAAGGGGCACGCAAUUAUACCGUGAUCUGGCAAUUGCUCCCAAAUCCUUCAGCAAGGUUUACAUGAAAAGGAGCAAAUCCUUGCAUGACAUGCGAGAGAGCCAGUCAAAGGUAUUUGCUUUGAACAAGAAAAUCAAUGGUAAGCUUAUUCCAGCCCAAGGCCCUCUAAUUGACGUCAACAUCAUGCCUACUCUGGCUGACCCAUUUACAAGUAUCCAAGGUAUUGAUCUAGGUGUUGUUACUGUUGCACCUGGAGUAGCUACCUCUCUUUGUUUCCCUUUCGAAGCUGUGAACAGAUUCCAAGCCAUCUCGGAUGAUCAGACAGUGCCCCACUCGAAGGACGCACUCGCAGAAGCACCAAAAUGUACUAUCAGCAAUUUGCCACUGGUACCAGCGACUCGGCCUUGCCUGUAG